Molecule: messenger RNA, 1572 nt
Organism: Pichia kudriavzevii
Lineage: Eukaryota; Fungi; Ascomycota; Pichiomycetes; Pichiales; Pichiaceae
Exons: 1
Coding region: 1-1572 (523 amino acids)
Molecular function (GO): flavin adenine dinucleotide binding; NADP binding; N,N-dimethylaniline monooxygenase activity
Source: RefSeq, a predicted model, not a curated record
AUGACUAUCUCGGAGCGUCCUCAAUUUAAUAUUAAAUCUGUUGCAAUUAUAGGUGCUGGUCCAUCUGGUAUUGCUUCGCUGCAUGAAUUAUCAAGAGUUACCAGAACUGGCAAAUCGUUAUUUGGUUUGAAAGAUAUAUCCGAGUAUGAGGAAAAAGGCAAUACUGCUUUUCCAAAACUAGUAGCUUUUGAAAGGAACGCAUCUGUUGGAGGUGUUUGGUCUAAAAGCGCAUUUGGCUACAACAACAAGGAUCCUGACUUGCCGAUAAUUGAAGACGACAAAAUUGAUCUGACAAAACCUGAACAGAUAUACAAGAAAUAUGAGAUUGACAAGGAACUGGAAGAAAAGUUAGAGUUUUCAACUUAUGAAAAACCUAUUCAAAUACCUUUAAAUGAAAAUCUGGAAACUAUUACUAAACACCAGUGGAGAAGCUCAGCCGCAUAUGAGGGGUUGUUUACAAAUGUCACCAAUAGAUUCAUGCAAUUCUCUUUUCACGAGAAAACGGGUGACGAGUUAAAAAAGUUGGAUUACAGGUACAAGAAUUUGCCUGGGUUUCAAUAUGCUCGUGAUGUUGGUGCGUAUCUUGAAGAAGCAGUUGAAACCUAUAAUCUUGAAAAGUACAUUCGAUUCAAUUCAAACGUUGAAAGAGUACAAAAAACUCCCACAGGAAAAUGGGAGGUUAUUGUUUCGUUUAUGUCUGAAGCAGAAGGGAAGAAGUAUUUGAAUUGGUACAAAGAAUAUUUUGACGCUGUAAUUAUUGGCAACGGUAAAACUGUCCCAAUAGUACCUUCCUUUAAAGGGUUGAAGCAAUUUGCAGAAACUAAUAAAAAUAAGGUUACUAUUAAACUUGCCAAAUCUGUUCAGGAGACGACCUUCAUUAAGAAUGCCAAAAAAUUACUUUUCAUUGGUUCAUCGGUUUCAAGUAUUGACCUUAUACAGUACGCUUUUCCAAGGGACUUAGAUAAUCCUUCUGUUUAUAUUUCCAGAAGAAGUGCAACGGCCCAUUUGGACUGGAUUAACGGAUGUACAUACUCUAAAGGAAUUGUCAAUAAACCUACCAUUGAAGAGUUUCUGCCAGAGUCCAAUUCUAUCAAGUUUACCGACGGAACAGUUGAAUCGGGCUUUGAUGUUAUUGUGAUUUGUUGUGGUUACCAUAUGUAUUACCCUUUUUUGACAAAUGUUUCUCAAGAUUCCUUAAAAUGGUACCAAUACACCUUUUGGGUUGACGAUCCAACGUUGGCUUUGGUGGGUAAUACAUAUGCUGGGUUUUUCUUUAAUAGAGUAGAAGCACAAGGUGCUGCAUUAGCUGGAGUUUGGACAAAUAAACACAAAUUGCCUGACCGAGAAUCACAAUUAAAGAUUAUAGCCAACAAGCCUCAGCUAAGUGUGGGAUUGAUCAACCAGGAGUUUAUAAAUCCCUUAAUUAAUCUAUCUUUGGAAGGCAGGCCACACCCAUUUGAUGUCGAUCAGAGUAAAAGCGAUCAUGUUGCUCAGAUAUGUCAUGCUCAAUUGACUAUUCCGGAUUUGUUUUACAAAAUCAGGGACGGUCUAGUAGAUCCAAUGAAUUUAUGA